CUUUACUGUUACGUUGGCUGAAUGCGCAUACUGUGUAGAGCAAGAGAAAGAAAAAAAAUUUACGCCUUUACGCCGUCUGUUUUGAAUUUUGACAGUCUGCUUUGGCGACUCUGCUGUGUGAGAGAGUUUGUUAUAAUUUGUGUAUCUUUUUUUAAUUUAAUUUAGACUUUAGUAUAAAUGUGAGGUAAUUUAUACCUUGACUUUAAUUAUGUGUGUUUAAGUGGUUAACUGUUUAGUUCAAAUUAAUGUUUUCAACUUAUGUUUCGUGAUAAAACCACAAAAUAAUGAUAAUGUGCAAGUGGUCGAAUGAAUCUGUGACAUGCCUUCUAGUGUGUUUAAUUUUAAUAACUUCGACAAAGGAUUUUGUUGACUCUUUGGAAUAUGGAAGCCCAGCUGUGGAUUUCAGUCGACACACACUUGUCAGACCUAAUUUACAUCACGCGCGAACCAAAAGAGCGAUCGACACAACGAAACAAACGAGUGGUAUGCACCAUCCUGCUGUGACGCUGAGAGUGGAGAUAGAGAACCAGCAGUACGUGCUAGACCUCCGGUUGAACGAGGAUCUUAUCACCGGAGACCACACCAUCAGUCACCAGAAAGAUGGAAAGACUAUCACGUACAAACCUACCAUAGAGGAUCUAGAUAUAUGCCAGUACCACGGAACGGUUAGAGGUCGACCGGGAUCGUGGGCGGCCGUGUCGACAUGUCGUGGAGUAAGGGGGGUGAUAUACGACGGAAAGCAGAUGAAAUAUAUAGAGCCAUCUAACGAUAACAGAAUAGAUUCAGACCACUAUAUAUACGACCACGCGGAUUUGAAUACCAACUUCCAUUGCGGGUAUGUGGGAGGAGUCACCAACAACGCCAGCUAUGAUCCUGAGCUGAUGAAGAAACAUGAACACCAGAGGAAUAUGCAGAACACUCGAGCUGCAAGGUACAAACGGGAAACAUUUGAAGAUGCAAAAGUGCGUGGGCCUUUUAAUGCUAACAAAUUGUCGAGAUACGUGGAGUUGGUGCUGGUGGCUGAUAAUAGAGAGUUCAGGGCUAACGGCGAGAGCAUGAGCUUGAUACAUCACCGGUUCAAGGACGUCGCUAAUAUUAUUAACUCGGUAUACGCGCCAUUGAAUAUAUUCAUAGCGCUCGUUGGCAUAGAAGUGUGGAGUGAGCGAGACGUGAUCAUGUUAGAAGAGGACGGCGAUAGAACGUUGACAAACUUCCUGAAGUAUCGCAGAGAAGUGUUGCUUAGGAAAAUACCGAACGACAAUGCGCACUUACUGACUCGGCAGAAGUUCAAGGACGGCGUGGUUGGGAAAGCGUUGAAAGGCCCCAUCUGCACGUACCAGUUUUCUGGUGGUGUUGCCACCAACCACUCGGAAGUGAUAGGUCUGGUGGCGACCACCAUUGCUCACGAGAUGGGCCACAAUUUCGGCAUGGAGCACGACACAGAGGCAGAUUGUGAAUGUCCGGACGAGAAAUGUAUUAUGAGUCCAUCCAGUACUUCGAUAACGCCUACUCAUUGGUCUUCGUGCAGUUUGCGAUCGCUGGCUCUGUCGUUUGAAAGGGGGAUGGAUUAUUGCUUACGAAAUAAGCCCAAAAGUCUGACAGACUCGCCAACUUGCGGAAACGGAUUCGUGGAAGCAGGCGAGGAGUGUGACUGCGGUCUGAACCCAUCGGCCUCUUGUACCGCGUGCUGUGACGACACCAGAUGCUCACUCAGGAGUAACGCCACCUGCGCUGUAGGGGAAUGCUGCGAUACACAGACAUGUCGACCAAAGUCGGCCGGUACAGUGUGCAGGUCGGCCGAUAAGGAAUGCGACUUGCCCGAAUAUUGCACGGGGUUCUCAGAGUAUUGCCCGAAAGAUGUCUUCAAGAUGGACGCUACUCCGUGCUCAAAUAAUCGGGCUUACUGUGUGCGUGGCUCGUGUCGUUCUCACACAGACCAAUGUCGCCUUUUGUGGGGCUCCACAGGCUCGAGUUCAGACAAUAGGUGCUACACCUCCACAAACGUCAAGGGGGACAAGAAUGGUAACUGCGGGUAUCAACGGGGUGAUCAGCCAGUGUACCUUAAAUGUCCGCCAGCCGAUGCAAUGUGUGGUCUGCUGCAGUGUCGCCAUCUCAACGAGAGGCUCGAGUUCGGCAUGGAAUCCGUCUCGCAACUUUCAGCCUUAUUCAUAAACAAUAACGGUACCAUAAUACCCUGCCGCACAGCAAUGAUAGAUCUUGGCUUGAGCGACGUUGACCCUGGGAUGGUGCCGGAUGGCGCUAAAUGUGGCGAAGAUAAGAUGUGUCUGAACACGCGGUGUGUAGACGUAAGUGCGGUGCUUGCCGCGAUGUCGCGGCGCGAGUCGUCGGUCUGUCCGUCCAACUGUUCCGGCCACGGCGUCUGCAACUCUGAAGGACAUUGUCACUGCGACACUGGUUUUGCCCCACCGCUGUGUGCGUUGCCUGGUCCUGGGGGUUCCGAGGACUCUGGCCCAGCCUCCGAUCCGUCAAUUCAAAGAAACUUUAUGGUGGCAAUGUACAUCAUCUUCCUGGGAAUACUGCCGUCAAUUCUCCUCAUCCUAUUCCUCAUGUACUACACGAAACACGAUGUCCUCUUCUGGUGGAAAAAACCGAGAAAAACAAUGCCAUCGCCUAAGAAAUCUAGUCUACAGCGACGCCUAUCUCGCAGCGCAAGUAAGUUCGCAUCAAACUUCCAAAGUAAUAAUCCAGGAAAUGCCCAAGCAGUAAGCGUUCACACGCUCUCCAACCCUGACGACAUGAGCUCCAGCCUCUUGAGAAGCGACUCUGAUCACAGCCCCGCAGGCAACAUAAACCCAUCUGUCACUUUCUUCGGUAACUUUAAAGGGUUCAGCCUUACGCCAAUAGAUAAGAAUACACAAAAUGACAACGAAGAUCGAACUACUGACGUCGCUAAGAGUGCGAAAAUCACACCAGUCCAUAGAAGUGGGAGUAACAGUCAGAAUCUAGGAGGAAAGCCUAUCCUAAGAGCAGCCCCUCCAUUGCCUGUUGUUCCAAAUACAGCUAAGACUAGUCCUAAGUCGAGUCCGUCUAUUAAAAGAACUAAUAGUUCAGUUCAAAAUAAAAUCAAAGCAUUAAUGAGCACAGAUAAGACAGAAGAUGUUGUUGUCGCUAACCCUGCGCCACGACCAGUAAUCUCUAGUCCAAUCCUUGAAGCUUCCACCUGCACUGCCAAAGAACUUAUAUCCCCACUACAAGGCUCUAAAACAUUAGGCCCAGUUCGUGCUGCACCAAUUAUUCCAAACAUUACACCUGAUUUGCCAAAAAGACCAUUAAGCAUGCAUUCCGGGAAUGUUUUACAAAAACCACUCCCAGAAGAGCCGAAGAAAGUUAAAGAAGGCUUAUCUUUAAAUAGAAUUGCGUCUUUUUUAAAAUCAGAAAAACCAAAAGAAAAAGAACGGAAGCCUGUAGAAAGAAGUCAUUCUCUGCCAAAAAAUGCUAAUCAUCAAAUUAAAAACGCUAAAGCCAUGGAUAAGAUUGCAUUGCGCAAUUUGCAAAUAUCUAAUCCGAUAUUGCAAAAAGAAAUUGAUUUUCCGAUAGGUACUGUCCCAGUAGUAUCUGAUUCCGAAGAUAACGACGAUCCGAAAUCAUUCGUAAAUAGAGCUCAAAGUAUGCGGGCACCUACGCAGAAACCAUCUUUACAAACCUUUGCUUCGAUGAGACAAGCGCCUGGUGUGCCACGACCUUUAUCUGGAGUGGGACGCCCUACAGCACCACCACCACCUCUUCCUGCACAAGUUACAGAAAAAGAAACUUCGAUUUAUCAAAGUCCAAGGCAGCAAAAAGAGAUUAAAUCGACUGAUUAUGUUGACUGCAUUGAAGAGAAAGCAGCACCUUUAGCACAUAUCGAUGAAGAAUCUAGCGACAAUAUCUAUGCGAUUAUCGAAGAAAGUCCCGAGAAACAUUCGAAGGCCUUUCCAAUGAAAACAGCUCCACAGGAACCACCUGUCGGGUAUAAUACUCCUAAACCUAUUACCUCAGGAGGAAGCACUGAAAGCAUGGGUUUAUUAGGAGAGAUUGUCGAUGAAAUUCAGCACCGAAACUUUGACUCAAUUUAUUCAACGUCGACACUCGCCCGAAAAAAGAAAGAAGCUGCUAAAAAAGCAAAAGAAGAAAGAGACAGCACAUACAUGAAUUCUGAUUAUAAGACACCUGAAAGCGUAUACAAUAACUCAGGGGCUAAAUCGACUGUUUCGACCACAAGCAGUGGAUAUCUACAUCCUUCAGCUCUAAAUAUUCCUACACAUAUACAAAAGGAAGAAUCAAAGCAAGAAAUGGAGAAGCCACCGUCACCAUCAUUGAAGGCAAAUUCUAAAAUACCUACUUUUACUCGACAAAUAACUCCGCCCGGUCUGAGAAAUACGACGACAUUCAAAAGUAUUCCGUCCUCGCCAAAAACAGUUACGAAAAAUGUUAAUGCCAGACCAAUAUCCAACAGUCCAGAUGUUGUUUCGAGUUGUGCUGUAGCUGAUAUAAAAAACAUUAAAGCUCCAGACGUCAUAAACAAUAAUAAACCAAGUGAACCACCUAAAGUUGCAACUAAACCCAAUGUUACCAAACCAAAUGACAACCGUCCGCCUUUAAAACCAAUCCCUGUUACGGAGAAAAAGCCGACAACGAAACCCACGCUAAAACCUGCCAACUCAGGCACAAACUUAAACAAAUCAACGGAAAAAAUAGCAAUAAAUCGUAGUAAUUCUAAAAACGACUCCAACGUUAAGGCCAUAGCGGAUAAUUUAAAUAAAAAUCGUCCAAAAGUAGUUCCAAAACCAACAUCGCUCGUCCAACGAAGUGAUUCAAAUCCCAAAUCAAAUGUUACCAAACUAACUUCCAAACCGUCUAAUGUUGCAAGUUUACAACAGAAAUUUGAGAAUAGAAAGUCACUCGGUAAAGAAAUUACCACAGCGAAAAAAUAGCAUUUAAUAUUGUAGACCGUAUGUAGUUAUAUAUAUAUAAACGCUAGUCUUUGAGUAUUUAACUAAAUGGAAACGUCACGAUCAUCACGAACCAAGACAAAUGCUUUAUUGAGUAUAAUAUCAAAUGUGUAUCAUUGUAGUUCAAUAAAACUGCGAAUCAAAGUAAAUAUAAUAAUAUUAUGUAUUAAUAAUAUAUACUAUUUGGCAGUUCGUUUAUACAAUAAAAAUGUAAUCGAGAGAGACAUGGUUCAAGGAAUUACAAUUAUUUUACAGCUCAUUUUUUCGCGGUGUGUAAAUAUAAUAUUUACACACUACUCUAGUAGAUUGCGACCGUGUUUUUGUGUUUUAUAAAUUGUAGGUAGGUAUUAAAAAUAGUUUAAAUAAUAUAAACAAUUCUUCAUGCCUAUGUCUCCUUUAUUGUUUUUGUGAUUCGUAUUAUUUGUAGUUAAGGUAAUAUUGAAAUCAUUGAGGUACAUCCUAAGUCCAUUAUGUGUGAAUGUACCUCACUAAUUUCAAAACAUUUUCUCUUCUCUUUCUCGUGCUAUAAGUAAUGCACUUUAGUCAAAGGUGUGUUGAGCAAAAAAUUUAAGAUUAAAGAAUUAGUGCAUCUCAAACAUAGAAAACACAAUGUUUAGGAUUCGAAACAAUUAACGUUUCCUUUGGGUUAAAUACUCUACGGUUGUAGAUUGGUACAAUGAUCUGAAUAAGUUACGUGUUGUGUGUUAAAUAAUUAAAUUCAUGUGAUUGUUUUGAACGGUACAAAUGAUAAUUAAAAGACUGCUUUAAAACGAAGUUAAUUUUUGGCAGCUAUAAAAGUUUAUCUCUAGUCGAUGUUUAGGAGGUUGUAACCAAUAUAAACUUACAUUUAACUGAAACUUUAAAACGAGUUCUCUCGUUUGGGAGUGUACUUUUAUUUUGUCUAUAUAAGUUAUAUAAAUAUACAAUUUCGUGGUGAAUUUCAUAUCUCCAUCUCCAUAUGUGUGAUAUAUUUGUCUUGCGUAAAAAAUGUGAAUUUGAAAAAUCAUAAGAACUCGCUUUAAAUAGAGAUUAUUUUUGAUUGCACUUGAAAGAGUGUUCAUGUUUUUAGCUAUUCAAUGUGAAUUGUAAAUAAAUAGAUUUAAUAAUGACGUGUAAUAUGUUAAAGAUCUCUGUAAAUAUUCCGUAAGUAAAUUAAUUAUAAAAGUCGAGUGUCUUAAUCGUGAUAGGUAUUGGUAGUUUUCGUAUGUUUUAAAUUUGUCAUUAAUUUUUCUCGUAUUACUUUUUUACACUAAAUAUGUCAAACAGCAUAGAUGAUUUAUACGUCUAGAUAGUCUCUUGCUGUUAGACAACCGAUAAAAAUAGGCCAGGUUUAAUACUUUAGUGUGCGUGACAAGCUACGUCUUAAACUCGCGAUUUGUGCAUGCAUUGCUCAAAAUAGAGGUUAAUUCUAAACUCAAUUUUUUUCGGCGUUUUCACAGCAGUCAUAGUCUAUGUAGGCGUAUAAAUUAUCUAAGUGAUAUAGUUAAAAAAAGAGACAAACUAUGUAUUUUAUAUAUUAAUACACAUAUAUUGUAAUUGUAUUCUAUUGAGACGUGCGAUGUUUUUAAGAUAUAUCGUUGGAAUAUUCAUUAAUUCUACAAUAAAUGGUGCUAGGUGCGUUUUUUUACAAGUGAAUUGAAAAUAUAUUUUAUUCUAAUAGACAUUUAAAAUAUCUUUCACAGACUUAAAAUUUAAUGUCUUAAUCUGCAAUAUUUUAUAAUCUAAAGAGAGUCCUCUAUAAUGUUUAAAUACCAUAAAUAAGUUACAUUUUUCCCUCCUCUUCAUUCUAUCAUAGCUUUUAUUUACGUAGUAAUAAAUAUUCUUUAUAUCUCCUUGCAUAAUAUGUAUAUUUACAAAAAUGUAAACAAUAAUAGGUAAAAUCUAAAAGUCGAACAAAAUGACAGCGCUCUUGAUAACCUACUUAAUUAAUGAAAUCGUCCAUGAUAAAAUCGAGAUCACUGCCAGUGUACAAAACAUGGUGCUUGCAUUAUCGCAAAUAUUUUAACAUUAUUUAUAUAUUGACACGAAAAUGUUUAUUAUAAUUAGUACCUACAUAUUAUCUAGUUAGAGCUUUAACAAUAUUAGUUAACAAAUAUUUAGCCAGUUGUCCGCCAUUUUGUAAAUGUGACAGGUGUAACAAAAUAUGGCGCCCUUUUUUAUAUUAGGCUUGGCCUAGUGUCAUUUGGUAGCUGUAUUAUGACCUAGAUAAAAAUUACUAUCAGAAAUAAUUGUACAAAUGCAUCUGUAAAGUAUCCUAUGUGCUAUGGAAAUUUAAGCAACAAAUUGUUGUUUUUUUUUUUUAAUUUUUCACUGUAUACGGGCCUCGGCAAGGAUUUCGACGCUGUCAAAAUCAGUGUAGAUCUCACUAAUAACGCGCCAAGAAUUACGUCACCGCUUAAGAUAGGUGCCGGAGCAUACAUUAUAUUAUGGUAUUAUUUUAGAAAUUAGAUCUCUUCUGUUACCAAGACAAUUAUAGUGACAACAAUGAGCUGUAGUAGGUAAUGUCAAAAGCUCUCUGCCCGCUGCUAAAUAAUUAAGUGCAAUUUGUGUUCUGUUAAUUUUUGCUCUUUUAACAUAUAGACAUUGUGACGUCACUCAUGUCAAGUAUAACCAGUAUUAAGUUAAAGCUUAUAUAAUUUAUAUAUCUAGAUAGAGUCUCUUGAUGUUAGGCAGCGCGUGACAACAGGUCAGGUUUAUUACUAUAGCGUGCGUGCAGUUGCUGAAAAUAGAGGCUAACUGUUCGCCACAAUUUUUUUGACGUGAUCUCCGCUGUCAAAUUCUAGCUAAACGUAUAAAUUUUACAAGCCUUAAAGUAUAUUAUAUAUUUAUAUUGUUCCUUCAAACCACUCGUUUAAGUUACACAACAGUGAUGUAUCACAACACGCCUCAGGAGCGCACCAAUUAUUUAUACCGCUGUAGGCAGCAAGAGUUUCAUUUACGAGUCUUAAGUGGUGGCGAGGUAGAGUAUAAUAUUUGACUUUUCAAAUCUUUUUUUUUUUGUUUAGACUUACUAUGGUACUAUGCUACCCAUAAUCAUAGAAUAUACUAUCUUAUAGAAGACAGCUCGAUAAUGUGUGACCAAUUUAAGAUACAAAAUACUAAGGAGCUAAUGACAAGCGCGGCCGACUGUUUACGACUUGUCAACCAAAAUCGGUUACAGUAACAAUAGAUUCGCUUACUUGCACGCUUUUUUCGUCUUUACGCCUUUAUUGUAAUUGUAUGAGGUCCAAGACAGUUUUUUUACUUAUCUGUUGCUUGGUAUUUUGUUUCCAAUGUCAAAGAAGACAUUUAUUUAUUUUUAUUUGUAGAUAGAACUAUUGUUUAAUGCUACUGUUUAUUUUAAGUUAUUUUAUUAGAGAGUACAUUGUAAAUACAACCAAAGAUAUUGUAAUGUAUAAUUACUAAGGAGAGACAAUUUGUAUUGUAAGUUCCACAACUAUGGCACGACUUGUGAAAUAUGUUGCAGCAAGAGCAAGAACGAUCAUACAAAUUUCCUUAUUCAUUCAAUGACAGUCUUGAUUUUUUUGGUUUUAUCUUACUUAACAACAUAUAUACUUAUUUUUAUUUGAUUUUAUUGUCCAAUUGUAAAUCUAUAACAAUUUUUAAUAGCUCGAAUUGUCGGGGACCCAGUGCUCUGUGAAUGGCUAGAUCGCUUGGCGUUGCGUAGGGACGUCGCUUCAUUGUGUGUCUUCUACCGCAUUUAUCACGGGGAGUGUUCCAAAGAGCUGUUUCACCAGAUUCCUGCCUCAGAAUUCCACCUUCGCACUGCACCACAAAUUAAGAUAUCAUCCCCACCAUCUGGAUGUGUGGCGUUCCUCCACAGUGCGGUUUUCAAGGAGGUCUCUUCCACGUACUACAAAACUGUGAAAUGUGACUUAUGCGGUGUUUCCGGGACGAUACGACAUGAGUACCUUAAAAAAAAGCGCGUACACCUUCCUUCAAGGCCGGCAACGCUCCUGUGAUUCCUAUGGUGUUGCAAGAGAAUGUGGGCGGCUAUGAUCACUUUACUCGUAAUCCGUAACCUCGUUUGUCCUCCUUUUCCAUAAAAAAAAAUAAUUGUUAUUACAAACAAGAGUGAACUAAUAUGUUACUCCGAUUUUUAAUGACAAUUGACCGACAUACUUGAGAAUAUAAUCAUAGUGUUUAAAAUUGAUGUGUACGGUAUAAAAAAAAUAGUAUUUUCUGGUAUAAAUGCACCUUGCAAAUAAGACACACAGUUACGCGACGUCUUAACGUACAGAAAUAUAUAUGAACGAGUGUUCACAAAGUACCUAUUGGAUAAGUUAACCGUUCUUGUUCUCGCCGCUUCACAAACAUAUCGCAAAAAUGUGAGGUUAUGUUUUAAAAAGGGACAUAUAAAAAAAAAACUAUUUACUUCUAGUGCUAGUAGCCUAAUUAUGUAUGCUAAGUAAUGAAAUAUAAAACAAUGGCACACUUCGUAAUCUCCAUAAAAUACAUAAAUAUUUUUAAAUGAGAUUACGAAUGCGGGAUAUAAUACUAUAAUGCUACCUAUUAGCUUAUUGAAGUUCUUAUGAAACAUUGACAUUUACCUAAUAACCUAAAGAAUAUAUUAAGUUGUUUAUUUUUCUCGACAAUUUUUUAAAGUAUAGGUAGUCCCAAUUUAUAAUUAUAUAAAUUAGUAUUAAAAUGGUGUAAUUGUAAUAUUUUUUAUAAAGACUGUAAUAAUUCUCCAUUUGCCAUUAAUUUGUGGCUUAGUUUAAGUUACUGAGUUUCAAAAUGUUUAUUUGUCAGUGAAAUAAAAAAAAAUAUACUUCUGAA
Molecule: messenger RNA, 9731 nt
Organism: Leptidea sinapis
Lineage: Eukaryota; Metazoa; Arthropoda; Insecta; Lepidoptera; Pieridae
Gene: Meltrin
Product: zinc metalloproteinase-disintegrin-like MTP4
Exons: 17
Coding region: 285-4934 (1549 amino acids)
Biological process (GO): membrane protein ectodomain proteolysis
Molecular function (GO): metalloendopeptidase activity
Source: RefSeq, a predicted model, not a curated record